Ochotona curzoniae (black-lipped pika) is the source of this 719-nucleotide messenger RNA. It is a transcript of the gene PEX39, whose product is annotated as chromosome unknown C6orf226 homolog. Bases 93 to 383 code for a protein of 96 amino acids. The record is from RefSeq and is a predicted model, not a curated record. Lineage: Eukaryota; Metazoa; Chordata; Mammalia; Lagomorpha; Ochotonidae. The transcript has a single exon.
CGGACCUCCCUUCAUCUCCUCUCACGGUGGUUGCGUCCACUUCGCCGGAAGUGCUCGCCGCUCCGCCUUCCCGUCAGGCUUCCCGGCACAACAUGGAGCUGCGUCCCGACGUGGGGCGUCCCGGUGUUGCCCGUCUCGGCGGAGCCGCUGCACCUGCAGGGUCAGCCUCGGCCUCGGUGACCCUGGCGGAGCUCGUGCAGCUGGUGCAGCGGGGCCAGGCGCUCCCGGGCGUGCAGCAGCUGCACAUCACGGCGACCCUCGGCGAGCCCACGGCGUCCGAGCUCCCGCGCAAGCCCAAGCCCUGGGAGGCGGCGGGCCCCACUGCACCCCGCGGCGCCGGGGAGAGCAGCGGCCCGGCAGAGGCGCCAUCUCCGGGGUCCUGAGGUUCGUGGACUUGGCGGCCGAGACCUGGAGCCUGCCCGUGCCCGGCGAGCCUCUGGGUGCUGGCCGGCCACUCGCCCUGGCCCGGAAGCAUCAACGCGUCCUGUUCUGUGAACUGCACCCUUCCACGAUGUCCUUGGUGUAACGUUAACGAGGCUUAGGCUGUCGCCGGAUGGGGCCCGGUGAGAGCAGGACUUCUCUUGUGGCUGUUAGGGACAGCGAAUCUGGGAUCUGCUUUGUCCUACAAAAUCUACAAGACAGCUUGUGUGUAAGCCGUUACCAGCAACAUCUCAGGGCACCCUAAUAUACUGUGAGAAACCCCCCCCCCCUUGUUUUUC